AUGUGGUCCUCGAGCCAGUCUUCGGGCGAGGCAGAUAGGAUUCUGAUGCCGCCUCCCCCGCUCCCCUCUCGGCGCGCAAAACAGACCCCAUACCCCAAGAUCCAGACACCACCCUCUCGGGGGCUGACGGCUUCCCCCUACUUUGCGAGUUCAGCUUCACAAGAUCAUCCUUCCACAUAUUCCCCUCAGGAGCCUCUCAGCAAGUCCAAUAGCCCUUCUCGCGGCCAGUCAUCAGGCAUAUCCGAAUCUCAGCCUAUGAUUCACAGAUCUGACGCUCGGCCUCCUACACGUGGAACUUAUCUCAGUAAUCGUCCAGGCACUGCAACAACAUCCACUUCUCAGCGGCCGGGCACGUAUGCGCGUAGCAUCUCCAGGGCACCCACAGCAUUCGCCGGAUGUGAGGGACGACAGAUCAUAUGCGCCGUCAGUGAAGGGAGAGGCGUACCCCCCGUUGUUGGCCUCGCCAUAAUCGACAUUGACAUCGGAAGCGCAGUCAUGAGCCAGAUUUGCGACACACAAUGCUACGUUCACACAAUACAUAAAAUAAGAGUCCACGAGCCCAAGGAGAUUCUGAUUGUGUCGAGUGCUGGGCCCCCCAACCGCAAGUCGGUUCUCUACAGCAUCAUCGAGGAAGAGCUAUCCGACGUCCCAAUCACAACACUUGACAGGAAGUAUUGGUCAGAGAUAACCGGUCUUGCCUACAUUGAGAGUUUGGCUUUUCAUGAAGACGUUAACGCCCUCCAGGUUUCAGUGAACGGGAACUUCUAUGCUAUAUGCGCACUAUCAGCUGCGCUCAGACAUCUCGAGCUGCAAGCUUCUGUCAGGAUUGCACCCCACAGCCUUGCCAUGAGCUACGAGCCACCGGAUGAUUCAAUGAUGAUCGAUGUUGCCUCAAUCCAUGCCCUCGAACUUCUGCAAAACUCACAGAACAUCAAGUCAAAACAAUGUUUGUUCGGGCUUCUCAACAACACUUUGACCCCUAUGGGCGCACGCUACCUUAGGAGCUGUAUCCUCCAACCAUCAACAAAGAAAGAGAUCAUUGCACCUCGCCAUGAAGCUGUGGAAGAGCUUUCGAGCAAAGAGGACAUGUUCUUCGAGGUGCGGAAGGGCAAGUCUUCUCCACCUCUAUUCCGAACUCCCAACUUUGUUCUGACACUGCCUUGUGUAGCCCUCAAAGCGCUCCCUGAUAUUGACAGAGUUGUAUCCAAGGCGUACAAGGAGCAGACGGAUAACCUAUAUGAAAUCUCCGACGCAAGUUGCGAAGUGCUUAUUCAAAGUGAAAAGGUUGUCGAGAGUCUCGUCAAAGAACUCCGUACGCAGAUACCCCAUCUCACUCGACUUUGUCAAGCCAUAGGCUACCUUGAUAUGCUGGCGAGCUUCGCCUACUUGUGCGUCGCCAACUUUGUUCCAAACCACUAUUAUGUCUCGGAUCAAUAUUCGUUUCAAAUCAUAACGGGAUGCAACAUGAGCGGGAAAAGCACAUACAUCAAGACUUUGGCUGUGCUGCAGGUGAUGGCCCAGAUCGGUAGCUUUGUCCCCGCCGAGUAUGCAUCCUUGCCCAUUGUCCACAAGAUCUUCACGAGGAUUUCCAAAGAUGACAAUAUCGAGAGUAACCUGUCAACCUUUUCUCUGGAAAUGAGGGAAAUGGCAUUCAUUCUUCGAAACAUCGACAGCAGGAGUCUUGCCAUUAUCGAUGAACUUGGCCGAGGGACCAGCACGCGUGACGGACUGGCCAUUGCCAUUGCUAUAUCAGAGGCACUGAUUGAGAGCGGCGCUCAGGUGCUUUUUGCAACUCAUUUCCAUGAACUAGCCACCGUCCUCAACGACCGUCCUCAUGUCGUAAAUCAGCACCUCCAAGCCGAGACUAGUGUCGUGGGAGACGGCCCCGAUGCGAAACCCAAGAUCACGAUGAUCCAUAAAAUAGCUAAAGGCCCACUGAAGGACGACAGUUACGGCAUAGAUUUGGCUCGUGUGAUUGGGUUUCCGCCUUCCUUCAUAGAAAAUGCGCAAAACUUGGCAGAGAGACUGCGAAGGAACGCCGCGGCUAAGAAGCAGUCCUCGGAUCAACACAGGCUCAUGCGCCGCCGAGCCCUGGUUACGAACCUGCGUGAACUGCUGAUACAAGCUAGAGACUCCCACAUGGACGAUUCAGCUCUAUUGACACUGUUGAAGCGACUUCAGGUGGACUUUGUCAAUCGCAUGGCGGAAAUUGAUGACAAAGACACCAAUGGGGAUGAACAGCACACAAGCGAGCAUUACAGCACUGUGGGCAGUACACCUCGACAAUUCAUAAGUUCAAGGGAGUCGUCGCACAGGCCGGCCACCAGCCCAGAUGCUGAAGCAGAUCAUGAAAACCAAGCUGAUACCGCAGCCGACAACAAUCAUAAACCUCACUGGCUCAAUGAGAGCACAGGUAGCAACUCACGGCCGGGAUGCAGUGACUUGGAAGACUCUCGCUUUCGGCCUCACGUCGAAUCUAGCCCCGCGGCAAAAUUUCAUAGAAGAAAGCAGUCGCGCAAGAGGCGUGCAAACAGUCCAGAAAACGGCCGCGACCGUAAAGUGCAGAUCAAGUUGGAAAAGAUGGCAGACAUCCAGAAGACUACAAGUGAGGCAGACACGCGAUCCAAGGAUGAGCACAACAAUUCUGGGCAAACCCCCAUUGAAAUUUCUGAUGGUUCUUCGUCCGACUAG
Molecule: messenger RNA, 2691 nt
Organism: Pyricularia oryzae 70-15
Lineage: Eukaryota; Fungi; Ascomycota; Sordariomycetes; Magnaporthales; Pyriculariaceae
Product: MutS protein
Exons: 7
Coding region: 1-2691 (896 amino acids)
Biological process (GO): reciprocal meiotic recombination; mismatch repair
Cellular component (GO): nucleus
Molecular function (GO): mismatched DNA binding; ATP-dependent DNA damage sensor activity; ATP binding
Source: RefSeq, a predicted model, not a curated record